Pocillopora meandrina is the source of this 4319-nucleotide messenger RNA. Lineage: Eukaryota; Metazoa; Cnidaria; Anthozoa; Scleractinia; Pocilloporidae. The record is from the annotation of a GenBank genome assembly.
CUAGGAAACAAAAUGGCGUCAAAACACUAAAUAAGUUGCCAAUGGAAGUAACUGAUAUUUUUUAAUUCGACUUUGAACAAUGUCAGUAAGGGAAGUAGAUAGUGCACGCACUUUUGAUCUUAGUUUGUACACAUCAUUGACGGCAAGUCGAGCGAAGGAUUUCGAGCUUGGCGAAGGAGAUAUCAGUGCAAAAAGUGAAGACCUUAAUCCACCGUUGCCAUCGCAUUUUGUCAGUUUCUCCUUGCCACCGUUGCAGGAGGCUGCUGAAAGAGGUGAUUCAGAUACUGUAUCCCGACUGCUUUUAGAUAAAAAUAUUAAUGUGAACGAGAAAGCUGGAGGCCAUCGAGCUCAGAGGACCGCUUUGCAUCGCUCCGCCGGGUAUGGGCAUUUGACGGUUGUUAGACAGCUUCUUAAGGUAAGUUGGAAUGAUAAAUGGAGCGGUACUGGAUUGACAGACCUCACGAGUAGUUUCAGCUGGGAUGUUGAACAUCCUUUAAAAGUAAUACGUUGUCCUAAGAUAUUCGAAUUUGAGAAAGACGUUUUUCGUCUUGUCACGAGUAUGGGACACGAUUCCGCGCCCCGAUGAUCCGAAGGUCUGAGGUUCGAAUCCUCGUGGGGACUUUUUCAAUACAUUCUCCCGGGCCCUUUACAAUCCUCCUUUGUGUUUUCUGUGAACUGAAAUCUUUUAAAAAUGUAGGUAAAGUUCAAUACUUCUUCAGGGGAUAUAGAUGUUGCUGAAAAACCACAUGACAAAUACUUUUAUCCGAAGUAAUCAAAUGUUUUAGGCAGGUGCAGAUCCUAUCAAAGGUAGCAAUGUGCAAAGGACCCCACUCCAUGAGGCGUGCAUUGGUGGUCACACUCUUGUGGUGAAAGAACUUCUGAAGCAUAUGACAGAUAUCAAUGUUGUUGAUUCCAAUGGACAAACAAGUGCUCAUCUGGCAGCAUAUCACGGUGAAAGUGAAUGUCUGGAAAUCUUAAUCACGAAUGGUAGUAACAUGGUGUUAGAGGAUAAACAGGGACGUACUCCAGCUCACUUGGCAGCAAUGAAAAAUCAUAGAGCUGCAUUGAGGUACUCAAUAAUAUUUAUGUAUAACUGGGCUCCAAAUGAAAUUCUCUCUCCAAAAGGACAUGUUACUGGAGUAAAGAGUUAAAGCCUGCAUGAUGUUAUCAUGCAUGCAACACAGAUCAGAGAAUUCUCCAGCUGUUGCACAGAUUUCUCUGCUAAAUUUGGUGGCGUGAACCAUUUUAUAAUUUAGAUGUAGAAAAUAUUCUCUUGUUGCUGAUCCUAGCAGUAUGUAGGAUGUGGAAAGUGGAAUCUGAAGUUCUGAGGUUUGAUUCCCAUUGGGACUCAGAAUUUUUUCUUUGUCCCACGCUUGGGAUAAGACAAAAAAUAUCUUUCUCUAUUUCUUUACUGAGCUCAAAACUUAACAUUUCUCUUACUCUAUUUACAAAAUAUUCUCUUGUUACUUAUUAUUGUACUGUUUCCUUGUUAUGACACUUUUCAGUGAAAACUGUGAUGUUGUAAAUGUAAUGUUUGUCAUUUCACUUCAGGUGUCUAAUAGAAAAUGAUGUUGAGGUAACCUGUGUUGAUGAUCAAGGACGCACACCAGCUCACUAUGCAGCAAGUGCUGGAGGCUUGGAAGCUUUGAAAACUCUUGCACACAGUGACAUUGAUGUAAAUUCUAGAGACACAGCAGGACGUGUUCCAGCACAUUAUGCUGCAGCACAUAAUAACUGCCCCUGUUUGGUAUUUCUGUUGGGUUCAGGGCUGGCAAAAAUAGAUGUUAGAGACAGAUCUGGAAAAUCUUUGCUUCAUGUGGUGAGUAUGGUGGAACUGUUGUAGAGCUCUGAGUGUUCCAACUUGCUUGUUUGAGUAUAGUUUUUUUUUUUUUUUGUUCUUGUAGUUGUUAACUUUUGAUUUUAGACACUAGUGACAAUUUCAUGAUCAAUUUUAGGCUGCACAAAAUGGUGCUACAGAAUGUGUUCACUGGCUCCUGGAACACAGAAUUAAUCCCAACAUCAGAGAUGGUAAAGUUUUUUUCUUUCGCUAGAAGUUUAUUACUGCCCCACACCUAAACACAUCUUUGCUAUUAUGUGAUUGUAAUGAAACAGGUUCUGUCAUACUAAAGAGAGAUGAUGUUAGUGAGCAAUCUAAAAAUGAUCCCUCUUAAAGUUCCCAUCACUGCUUUCAUCAGUAUUACAGAAAAGACCUGAAACUCUACAAACUGCCAUGUUUACAUACAUGUACAUGUUGUAUAUAGAUGCAUUAAGAGGAAAGACUUCUACAUGAAUUAAUUAAUCUUGACAUGAGACAAUUCAAUACAAUUUUUUAUGGAUCGAGAAUGUAAUACCCACCAUGUUGGCUUUCAGGUUCUGGAGCAACACCAGCCCAUUUAGCCGCAUUAGGAGCUCACUUACAGAGCGUGAGCUGCCUCAUUAAACAUGGUGCAGACAUGAAUGCACAGGAUGGCAGUGGUGAUGUACCACUUGAUUAUGCCAAGAGGACUGGAAAUCCUAAUUCAUUUCUUAGAGCAGGUAGAUAUUGAGUUGUAAAAUAGCAAUGAAUGGGAAAUGAAAUGAAGGCAAGGGAGACUUGAAAAGCAGAGAAAAGAGAGGAAAGGGAAGGGACUUCCUCUUUCACAUUUCCAUCUCAACAGAAUGCUCUUCAGUAUAUAUCUGUAACUGUUCCAAAGGCUGAAAGUGCCCGUAGUAAUGACCUUUUACCUUUCUUCUAUUGUUUUCAUUACCUUGUCAUGCAAUAAACAUUAAAAGUUAAAGCAAGCUUAAUAUAAAAUUAACCUUCAACAUAACUUAACAUGUUGCAAACAAAACCUUACAAACUUCUCUAUGCCAGUUUCAGGCUUAUUUUUGGCUUUUUUAUUUUUUACUAGUUACUAAUAUCUAUUCACAUAUUUACAGUGAAUGGAGAAACUCCUUGUAAGUUUUGCACUUCCAAGCAGAAGAAAAUUGAGUAUGAUUUGGCACACCAGCCAACAUCAGUGGAAAGAAAUAUUAUUAAACAAGAGUCAGAAAUAUUUGUCUCGCCAGAGGGAUCUGAGGAAAGGUACAGAUAUAUUUAUAGAAUAUUGUGGGGACUAAAUAUCAAGAGCAGAGGGGUUGUGCUGUACAUAUAAAUAAACAAUCACUGUGUUCAAGUAUUUUCCUCUUAUUUCAUAGGGUUACAACUCCACAUUAAUCUUACAUUUGUUAAGCUGUUUUUUAUUACUGGGUUGUAGUUAAAUUCAACGAAAAUUGACUCCUGUACUGUUUUGGAAAAAUGUAGGGGUGGCAUAGCAAGAAUUAAAUUAGUGCAAGGUUUGGCUGAAAAGCAACUGGCCUUAGUAGGAGCUUCUGUGGGGUCUACUGGUAAAAUCAUAUAAGUAAUGUGUGAAUAAAGACUCAGAAUUGUACAUUUUUGGAUGGACUAUUCUUCUUCAUUGUCCUCCAAUUGUUUUGGAAAAUGCAGGAAGAGUCACUUUAAAUAAUUUCAGGGUUCAUUAUAAAGACAUAUUAUUUAUUAUGAAUAUUCUGGUGAACUCUGUUCAAACACACUGAAUUGAACUACAAGACACAACUAAUAAACCCCCCAACUUGAAGCAUCCACACCCAGAGAAACAUCAGUAUGCAUAUUCUCCAUACAGUCAUCCAUACAUUUCUUAAAGUGCUAACAAGUAGAAUUUGAAAUUAAGAGAUCCUCGCAGCUAAGAACACUACUGAAACAAGUAGUUGUAAAUAGGACCUGAAAAAAAUUCAGGCCCGUACGGGAUUUGAACCCAUGACCUCUGCGAUACCGGUGCAGCGCUCUACCAAAAUUGAGCUAACAAGCCAACUGGGAGCUGGUCAAUGAAUUGGGUCCAAAUAAACAUCCAAGUGAAUGAAGAUUUUGGAUAUAUGAAAAUUCAUAUAUUUGCACUGCGGUGGAGAGAUGAAAUUAAGAGAUCCUCGCAGCUAAGAAAGCAGCUAAGCUGUUUAAAAGUCAAGAGCUUCUCUUGUUGGUGAUUGUUGCCUUUAUUCUCAUGACCUUAAUGACUGAUUCAGGGGUGAUAUUGUAAGGAGAAGUUAGAUGUUAGUCACUCAUAGGGGUCAAAAGGUUGAUCAUAUUUUUAUAUUCUUGUGACUUCAGGGUCCAUCAAGUGUGUUCAUCUCAUUCUUCAAAACGACCUUUGUCCAAAUCAAGGGGAAUUCAACAAACCCUUCCAAAACGAGACCUGGCAACCAAAUACUUUGGAGAACAUUUGUUCUCUCUUCCAGCUAGCAUUACUGGCUCAGAUUCAGCUUUGAGUACAAGCAAAACUCAGGCAGCUCACAGGAAAAGAUAA